Messenger RNA from Hydra vulgaris (swiftwater hydra), 978 nucleotides. Its product is annotated as N-alpha-acetyltransferase 40. Gene Ontology annotation, molecular function: protein N-terminal-serine acetyltransferase activity; histone H2A acetyltransferase activity; histone H4 acetyltransferase activity. Gene Ontology annotation, cellular component: nucleus. Lineage: Eukaryota; Metazoa; Cnidaria; Hydrozoa; Anthoathecata; Hydridae. The record is from RefSeq and is a predicted model, not a curated record.
UUUAGAGUUGUGUAUUAAAUAUUGUGAAAAGAAUAAUAUUGAGGAAUGGCUUGAAUAAAGAAAGUCAUGGGAAAGAAAUCUGAUAAAGGAAAAGAAAAGAAGCUAAAAAGGCAACAGGAUAUUCAAACCUUAAACAAUGCAGUAUUGGCUGUUCUUGAGGCUGAAAAGAUUGAAAAUCCAUUGGAUGCGCUAACUGCUUUUCAUAAAUAUAGACGCAACGGGUUAGAUUUAACAAUAAUAUGCAAAAAGAUAUCAGCAAUGGAAAGUCAUGAAUUUGAUUUUGCUUUUGAAAUUGUAAAAGACAACAUGAUGGCUUUGUACCAACUGAGUAGUUGGGGAUGGAGUGAAAAGAAAAAGCGCGAAGAAAUGCAAGAACAUAAUGCAAGAUAUCUUUUGGUAAAAGACCAUGAAGAAAAUUUUCUUGGAAUGGCACACUUUCGUUUUGAUGUUGAUAAUGAUAUUGAAGUUCUUUAUUGUUAUGAAAUCCAACUGGAUGAUCGAAUUCGUGGCAAAGGAGUGGGAAAGUUUUUAAUGCAAAUUUUAGAGUUAAUAGCAAUAAAAAAUAAAAUGAAAAAGAUUGUGCUAACUGUCUUUAAAGAUAAUUUGAAGGGAAAGCAUUUUUUCGAAAAACUAAAAUACACUAGUGAUGAAACUUCUCCACGAUUUUAUGACCCGCAUCAUCCCGAAAACUAUGAUUAUGAAAUUUACAGCAAACAUUUUGUGCGUAAUUGAAGUUUAAGGAAUAUGCUGCAAUAUGACUUGCAACAAUUGAGAAAUACAUAAAAUCUAACUUAUAAUCUUGAAAUAAAGUAAAGAUCGAAAGUUUGUUUUAUUAACGAAUCCUCGAGAAACACUGGACUCGAAAUCGCUGCAUUUCUGGUUUCUCUCUUAUCGAAAACUUUUGUUAUUAGAAUACAUAAUUAUUGAUUAUUAUUUUUUGUUUGUUUAUUCACCUUGUUUAAAAGUAUAGAAAUAUAA